AUGUCAGACGCCACGACGAUCUAUAUUACUAGUACAGCAACUGAAGACGCAGUCACAACCGAAACCGGAACCAAAUCUUCCAACACCGAUGCUGCUUCUUUCACAACCUCAAGUAGUGCACACGAUGCCACGACGAUCUAUAUCACUAGUACAGCAGCCGGAGGUGCCAUUGCUACCCCAACCGAAGCAGAAUCAUCUAGCACCGAGUCUGCUUCCUUGACUAUCUCAAGUAGUGCAUCCAAUGGAUCGAUCACAUAUACCGCGGGGACAGGGCUUUCUACGGGCGCCAAAGUCGGCAUCGGGAUUGGAGUUGCUUUGGGCACACUUUUGCUUUUGUGGGUGGGUUCCUUCCUGUACCUGCGCAGGCGGAAGCGCCGAGGACUUGCACGAGGGGAUGGAAAUAAUGUCUCAGUGUUACCGGAACUUGGAACCGAUGGCCAGAAGCAUGAACUACCUGCUGAGGAGUCAAAACGAGCCGAACUUGGUGUGGAUGAACGUACGAACGAAAGUCCCAAUUUGCAUGAGUUAGAGUGA
Messenger RNA from Penicillium longicatenatum, 534 nucleotides. RefSeq lists its product as uncharacterized. The coding region runs from base 1 to 534 and encodes 177 amino acids. NCBI's taxonomy places the organism in Eukaryota, Fungi, Ascomycota, Eurotiomycetes, Eurotiales, Aspergillaceae. The record is from RefSeq and is a predicted model, not a curated record. The transcript has a single exon.